CCGGCCGCAGCCCCUCCCCGCGGGAGGGCGGGCAGCAGCGGCGCUCGGUGCCCCGCAGAGCCGGCGGGAUGUGCGGGCGCACCGCCUGCUCCCUGGCCGCCGACAACCUCCGCCGGGCCUGCGCCUACCGCGACCGCCGGGGCCAGCAGCGGCAGCCCGAGUGGGUGCGGGGGGACCGCUACCAGCCCUCCUACAACAAGGGCCCGCAGUCCAACAGCCCCGUGCUGCUCUCCCGCCGCCACCUCCACCAGGAUGCUGACUCCUCUGAGAGGGUCCUCAUGGACAUGCGCUGGGGCCUGGUGCCCUCCUGGUUCAAACAGGACAACCCUUCCAAACUSCAGUUCAACACCUCCAACUGCCGCAGUGACACCAUGCUGAGCAAGUCCUCCUACAAGAGUGCUCUCCUCAAGGGCAAGCGCUGCGUGGUCCUGGCUGAUGGCUUCUACGAGUGGCAGCAGCAGAGUGGGGGGAAGCAGCCRUACUUCAUUUACUUCCCCCAGACCAAGGAUGCCAUGGACAAGGGGACAGAGGGAGAUGAGGAAUGGAAAGGAUGGAGGUUGCUCACCAUGGCUGGGAUUUUUGACUGCUGGGAGCCACCAGCAGGAGGAGAAACGCUGUACACUUACACCAUCAUCACCGUGGAUGCSUCCAAAGAUGUGAGCUUCAUCCAUCACAGGAUGCCAGCCAUCCUGGAUGGGGAUGAAGCCAUCAGGAAAUGGCUGGACUAUGCUGAAGUGCCAACCCAAGAAGCCGUUAAGCUCAUCCAGCCCACAGAGAACAUUGUUUUCCACCCAGUGUCCACCUUUGUUAACAACAUCCGCAACAAUACACCCGAGUGUGUUGCACCYAUUGAGCUGGGAGCCAAGAAGGAGAUCAAAGCCACCCCAAGCAACAAASUGAUGCUGGGCUGGUUAAAAGGCUCCCAAGAGGGCUCUCCCCAGAAGAAAGAAAAGGAUUUGCCCAAGUGGACAAGUCAGUUCAUUAACAGCCCUUCACCCAAGAAAACCAGCGCAGAUGUCCUGCAGCAGUGGCUGGGGAAGCAGGGACAGCCGGCUGCGAAGAAGCGCAAGGUUUAGGCACCAGCRGGGGUGGCUGGCCAUCCCUUUAACCCCUGAUUUUCCUAAGCAGAAUGAGAAAUGUUUGGGUUUUUUUGGAAGUCUUUGCCGAUUGGUGUUGAGAUUGGCCAAGCCUCUCAGGUAUUGAUCUGCUGCUCUAGGUGGUUGUCUCUGUUCUUUGUGUUUUGUUAAAGGUUGAUAUUUGUCUUUAAAGAUUCUGGCUUUGUCUUGGGCUGAUGGGAGUGAAUAUAACCUGUUGGCCUCCCUCCCUGCCAGUCAUGCCAAAUGAAGAUAAAGCCCUGAGAACAUCUCAGCCUGCCAGGGAGGAAUAGCUUCUGCCUCCUGACUGUUCRUAGUUCAUGUCUCCUUCUGUUUGGAUUUCUCUUCCCUUUCUUUGGUAUUAAACUGAUACCUCUUUUCCACUUAAUUCUACACUGAUUCUGUACAAAUUCCUUUCCAAUACUCUUGCCCUGAAAAGAGAGCUGCAGUACAGUGGAACAAGYACUGAAUAUUAUGAGGAAACCCCAGGCCAGGGAGAUCUUCCAGAUCCAYCCUUCUCUGCAGCAGCAUUGCUAUGUGCAUCCAUGGCUCCUAAACAGGGAGAUGUUUAAGUGAUGCCUGAGAGGACCUGGGCUUUGCCUGGGUUUCCCUGCAGCAGGGUGGAACCGGGUGUCUGUCACGUUGUUUGUACAAUCAUUUUGUUAAUGGGAUUUGAAGRCUUAGAGAGGAUUUUCUUGAUCUGGGAAGGGAUGCACUCUGCCUUGUUCGAAAAGGUCAGUCAUUAAAGCCCAGAUAACCAAAGUGCCAUUGCAGAGCAGCGUAAGGCUGUUGUUUUUGAGGUCACGGAUUUUGUAAACAGAGCCAGAUGUUACAGACCAAAAGCCUUACACGGUGAAAUCCUUGCUGGAAAUCAGUACUUCCUUUGUAUUGGAAACAAUAAAAUGGGCUUUGCUGRCUGGCU
Malurus melanocephalus (red-backed fairy wren) is the source of this 2016-nucleotide messenger RNA. It is a transcript of the gene HMCES, whose product is annotated as 5-hydroxymethylcytosine binding, ES cell specific. Gene Ontology annotation, molecular function: single-stranded DNA binding. NCBI's taxonomy places the organism in Eukaryota, Metazoa, Chordata, Aves, Passeriformes, Maluridae. The transcript has 6 exons. The record is from RefSeq and is a predicted model, not a curated record. Bases 69 to 1076 code for a protein of 335 amino acids. Gene Ontology annotation, biological process: DNA damage response.